AUUUUUUUCAACAAAAUCCAAAGAAGCAUUUUAACAAUAAAAGAUGAUUAUUAACAGAGCAUCCAAAUUGUUUCAACCCAUUGUAGCUCUCCAAAAGAAUCAAAUUUUGAUAAAUAAUGAAUCAAUUUCCAAGAGCACACAGUUAAUGUUGAACAAUGGAAUAAUCAAACAAUCAAGUCCUGGUAUAUUUCACUUUUUACCAGUGGGUCUUAGAGUGUUAGACAAAUUGAUUAAACUAAUUGACACUGAAUUGAGAUAUGUUGAUGCUCAAAAAGUAAUGUUUCCAACUUUAACACAUGCCAAACUCUGGAAAGCAUCAGGAAGAUAUCAAGAUGUUGCAAGUGAAUUAUUCAAGUUGAAAGACCGCCACGAUACCGAAUACCUACUGAGUCCUACUCAUGAAGAAACAAGUGCUGACUUAAUCGCAUCCCUUGGCCUUGUUUCAUUUCGAAAGUAUCCAUUGAAACUUUAUCAAAUAACAUCAAAAUUUCGAGAUGAAAUGAAACCUAGAUUUGGCUUAAUGCGUGCACGACAGUUUAUAAUGAAGGAUUUAUAUUCGUUUGAUAUUGAUGUGGAGAGAUCCAAGAAGACUUAUGCACAAAUGUGUGAUUGUUAUGAUAAGAUUUUUGCCAAGUUGGCAAUUGAUUGGGUAAAAGUAUUAGGUUCUUCAGGUACAAUGGGUGGAGAUCUAUCACAUGAAUACCAUUUGCCUUCUGCAAUCGGUGAAGACAAACUCGUUCAAUGUGGCGAUUGUAAUUACUCCGCUAAUUUAGAGUAUAUUCACAAUAUAAUCAAAACUGAGGCAAAUAUUACGAGCUGCCCAAACUGUUCAAGUUCAAAUAUCAAAAUUACAAAUGGUAUUGAAGUGGGUCAUACAUUCUUACUGGGUGAGAAGUAUUCGAAGGCUUUGAAUAGCAAGUAUCUGGCUGAAGACGGUAAACCUAAGUUGCUACACAUGGGCAGUUAUGGUUUGGGAGUUUCUCGGAUUAUUGCCGCUGCGGUUGAAAUUCUUUCGGAGGAAACUGCGAUCAAAUGGCCCACGUUGCUGGCUCCUUAUAGGACUGUUAUUAUUGGACCAAAGAUUGGUAGUAAAGAAGAGGCAAAAUUGGCCGUAACACCUGAAAAUGUUUAUCAGCAUUUAAACGUUGUAAAUACUUUGAUGGAUGAUGUGCUGUAUGAUGACCGAUCGGAUAUGACUAUUGGUAAAAGACUUCUCGAAGCGAAGCGUACAGGUUAUCCAUUUGCAAUUGUUCUUGGCAGCAAGGCAACUCAGAAUCCACCACAAUUUGAAGUUAUUAAUUUGUACAAUCAGGAUCAACACUUUUUGAGUCUUGAUCAAUUAGUAGAUUUCUUCUCUAGUAGUAGUAAUUUUGAUGUUUGUAAAUUAUCAAGUUCUGCUAAGGUAUAAAAAGCAGAUGAAAAUUAAAAUGAAUUAGCCAGGUUUAUAAUACUAUGGA
Messenger RNA from Dalotia coriaria, 1457 nucleotides. It is a transcript of the gene ProRS-m, whose product is annotated as prolyl-tRNA synthetase 2-like protein, mitochondrial. Lineage: Eukaryota; Metazoa; Arthropoda; Insecta; Coleoptera; Staphylinidae. Gene Ontology annotation, biological process: prolyl-tRNA aminoacylation. The record is from RefSeq and is a predicted model, not a curated record. The transcript is spliced from 5 exons. Gene Ontology annotation, molecular function: ATP binding; proline-tRNA ligase activity. Gene Ontology annotation, cellular component: cytoplasm; mitochondrion. The coding region runs from base 44 to 1408 and encodes 454 amino acids.